UUCUUCUUCACCCAUUUUUAAACACUUUUGUACCAAACCACACCUAUUUACUCUUGAACAAACACGUUUACUCAAAUUUACCGCGGAGUUAAGUGAGUUCGUAAAUCAAAAGACCAAUCCCAACGCACUGAAAAUGGGCAAGAGAUCGCAGAAGAACAGUGUGCUGAUGGUCUGUGUGGGCAACCUUUGCCGCUCCCCAAUUGCCGAGGCUGUGAUGCGUGACGUGGUCGCGAGGGCGGGACUGCAGGCGGAGUGGCACGUGGAGAGCGCCGGGAUCGAGGGAUGGCACUCCGGCCGCCGACCGGAUGAGCGGGCUCUGAACGUCCUGGCCAGGCACAACCUCGACUACUUUGGCACUGCGAGAGUUCUGGCCCCGGAGGACUACCUCAAGUUCGACUAUAUCUUCGGCAUGGAUCUGAGCAACCUAGCCGCCCUGAGGCGUAUGGCCCCCAAAGGCGCCACUGCCAAGUUGCUUCUCCUGGGGGACUUCGGUCUCAGGCCAGAUGAACGCAUCCUCGAGGAUCCCUAUUAUGACAUUGGCGAGGCACCAUUCGAGCAAAUUUACCGGCAGUGCAAAAUAGCGUGUAAGAAUUUCCUAAAGCAAGCGCGUUUAAAACAGAUAAUGUAAGGAGCGCCAGACACCCGCCUAAGGGUUAAGCCGUCCGACCGACCACAGCUGAUAAGCCGCGUUGCCAACUAACAGUUGAAGCCAGGGCUGCAACGUUCGGAACGCUCAUUUGCCAGCCGGUAAAAGAAAACAACACACAAAAUUGUCCGUGAAAUCCCCGUGUAAAUUGACUAAAAGAUGGUUCGAAAAGUGCUAAUGAUUUGCUUGGGCAACAUCUGCAGAUCGCCAAUUGCGGAGGUCGUGAUGGUGGACACCCUGGAGAAGGCGAAUGUGAAGGACGUGGAGGUGGAUAGUGCAGCAAUUGGAGGCUGGCACGUGGGCAACCGGGCGGAUCCGAGGGCCAUCAGCACUCUGCAGAAGCACGGCCUCAAGUGCACCCACAUCGUUCGGCAGAUCCGCAAGCAGGACUUCUCGGAAUUCGACUACAUCUUCGGCAUGGACGAGGACAACAUGAGCGAGCUGAGGCGUCUGGCGCCCAAGGACUCCAAGGCGGAGCUCCUGAUGCUGGGCGAUUUCGGACUCGAGAAGAAGAACCGCAUCAUUGAGGAUCCCUACUAUGAGCGUGGAGCCGAGGGCUUUGAGACCGCCUACCAGCAGUGCGUGGUGGCCUGUGCCGCCUUUAUGAAAGAGCGCCUCCAGAAAUGAAUGAUUUGUAAAAGUGUUGUGAUAUGGAUAAUCUAAUAAAUGUUGAUACUAAACGUGA
Drosophila erecta is the source of this 1331-nucleotide messenger RNA. Its product is annotated as low molecular weight phosphotyrosine protein phosphatase 1. The coding region runs from base 806 to 1273 and encodes 155 amino acids. The transcript has 5 exons. Gene Ontology annotation, molecular function: non-membrane spanning protein tyrosine phosphatase activity; acid phosphatase activity. NCBI's taxonomy places the organism in Eukaryota, Metazoa, Arthropoda, Insecta, Diptera, Drosophilidae. Gene Ontology annotation, biological process: protein dephosphorylation. Gene Ontology annotation, cellular component: cytoplasm. The record is from RefSeq and is a predicted model, not a curated record.